ACACAUUUCGUCCCAUUCCACCCGUCGUAUACCUACGAUCCCUCCAGCAACACAUUAAGCAUUUCUCUAUCAUUUUCGCCUUAUCCUACCCUCCAUCAUGAAGUUCUCUAUCUCCGUCGCCAUCCUCGCCCUCGCUGCCUCUCAGGCCAUGGCCGUAAUUCCUAUUCCCGUCAAGGAGUGCACAAAGACCGUCGUUGUUCAGCCCACCGAUAUUGGCUGCGAUGCUUUCGCUACCGCCAACGGAAUCACAUUUGCUGAUUUGCUUAAAUGGAACCUCAAGUUGAGGACUGAUUGCGCUAACCUCGAUGUCGGUGAACCCCUUUGCGUCUCCGUGACUCCUGGCACUGGCGGCAACUCGACCAAUCCUGUCACCAAGCCCACUGCCACCAGUGCUGCCGUUACUUCAGUUCCUGCGGCUACCCACGCCUCGGCCACCACCGGUGCCUCCAAGCCCGCUGCAACCACCUCUGCUUCCGUUACGCCACCACAGACUGGAUCUGUCGUCGCACACAACGCUGCUACAAGCACAAAGUCGUCCAUGGCCUUGGCUGCUGUUGGUGUUUUGGCUUCGGUCGUGUACAUGCUUUAAAUACAGCCUCAUCUCUUGACGAGCUGAAUGUCUUGUCGCAACUGAACUGUGAGGUCCUUUAUACCUUCUAUAUCUAUAUAGACAAUCAGCAUCUUACCAUAAGUUAGAUGAAUCUAAUAAUAAUAAAUGCGCGCUGGCGGUGCUACAAC
This is a messenger RNA of Gamsiella multidivaricata, 738 nucleotides long. RefSeq lists its product as uncharacterized. The transcript has 2 exons. The record is from RefSeq and is a predicted model, not a curated record. Lineage: Eukaryota; Fungi; Mortierellomycota; Mortierellomycetes; Mortierellales; Mortierellaceae. Bases 98 to 589 code for a protein of 163 amino acids.